CCGUUGCGAGGAAGCGGAAUCGUGUCGGCCAAUCGCAGCGCUGGAGGCGGGAUUAGUCCGAAUGCGGGUCGGAGAGAUGAAAUGACUGUACUGCAGCUGAGCGGAGGGAAAUGUCGGUGAGUGGAGGAGGUUCAGGUAGUGCUGCGUGUCCGUGUGCGUGUUUAUGCGUGAGAGAGGAGAAGAGAGGCUCUGAGAGCGCGCUGUGGGGACUGUAGGAGGGUUCAGUGAGCUCCGGUGAGCGGCGUUACAGGAGCAGUGACCGGGAUGACAGAGAGCUGGAUUCACUGACACUGGAGCAGGAGCACGAGCAAGAGCACGAGCAGGAACAGGAGCACGAGCACAAACAGAAACAGGAGCACGAGCAGAAACAGGAGCACGAGCAGGAGCAGAAGAUUUGCAUAGCCAAAGCUCUGAGAGCUGACAGUCCGGACCUGAGCUCUGAGCUGGAGCUCACACUGCACCUGGUACAGCUCACACCUUUCUUCUUUUCUCCUUCCUAAAACUCUACAAAGCCGUAAUGUCAGGUGAGCAGUGGGAGAGCAGCAGAUGUCCGGCUACAUGGAGGCCCGAGCUCUUCACGCACUGACGAUCUGAGUAUCGGGAGAGAGUGAGGAUGCUGGGGGAGGGGAGAGUAGUGGAGGAAUGGCUUUCAGAAUUCAAGACAUUACCCGAGUCUCAAUUCUCCAGCUAUGCGAGCUCUCUCUAUCGGAAGAAGAAUCUGGUUCCGGCCCUCUACAGAGUCAUCCAGGACCCCAACAGCGAGCUUUUGGAACCAGUGUGCAAUCAGCUGUUUGAACUGUACCGGAACUCAGAUGCCCGUCUGCGGCGCUUCACCCUGCAGUUCCUGCCCGAGCUGGUGUGGGUUUACCUGCGAUUCACGGCAAGCAGGGAGCGCCAGAUCAACGGCUGCAUCGAGGCGCUGCUGCUGGGCAUCUAUAACCUGGAGAUUGUAGACAAAGAGGGAAACAGCAAGCUGUUGUCCUUCACCAUUCCUUCACUGUCAAAACCAUCUAUAUAUCACGAGCCCUCCAGUCUCGGUUCCAUGGCUCUGACAGAGGGAGCUCUAUGUCAGCAUGAUCUAAUCAGAGUGGUUUACAGCGGCCUGCAUCCCCAGAGAGAGACCUUCACCGCACAAAACAGGUUUGAGGUGCUGUGUUUCCUCAUGCUGUGCUACAACUCAGCCGUGGUGUACAUGCCCUCCUCGUCAUACCAGGCUGUGUGCCGCAUGAGCUCACGGUUGUGUGUGUGUGGGUUUCCACGGCAGCAGCAGAAGACGUGGCGGGAACCCUGUAACCGCGUGGUGCUGGACCCUGAGUUUAUGGUGCAGAUGCUCACUGCCGUUUAUCAUGCCAUUUAUAAUGGGGAGUGGGAUCUGGGGAGAGAGGCGCUGGAUGAUAUCUUAUACAGAGCUCAGCUGGAACUCUAUUCUGAGCCUCUGCUGUUGGGGAACGCAAUGAAGAACUCCUUGCCAGACAGCGCUCCAGAUGGUUCUCGAGGGAAGAAGGUACUGCAGGUGGAGGUGACUCCCACCGUCAGGAGGAUCUCUCGCUCCGCCAUUACUGCAGCCUCGAUUCGCAGGCUUCGCUGGAAGAGAGAAGAUUGUUUUGACUUCUCGACCGAAGCCGAGUUCAACCUCUCCAUCCAUUCCGGUCUGCACACUUCCAUGGAGCCGGCAGCCAAUCCCAUGCGAGGAGGGAGGGGCGUACUCGCAGUCACACUUGAGGAUGCUGAUGGCAUGAGCGGAGGUGAAGAGUCCUUCAACCUGAACGACCCCGAUGAAGGGUUCUCGUCCGGAGCGUCCAACAGCAGCCAGCCGAGCACAGGCAGACCCGCGGGGAGUGGAGGAGGGCGGGCCAGCACCCAAAAGAGCACCAAGAAGAGCAGUUCAAGUCGCACACACCGGGAAAAAGAGAGAGAUAUUUCAGCUGAGAAACAUAAAGAGCCGCAGCACCCACAGAGAGCUCAGUCUCCUCCACCUGCCGUCACACUGGACACCAUUGAACUGACCCCCAUGAAGAAGACGCAGAGCCUGAGCCGGACCUGCAGUAUGAACGCCGGAGUGAGCGGAGAGCAGGAGGAAGGAGGAACAGAAGGAGGGCUCGGCUCCGGAGGAGGAGCAGGAGGAGCGCAUCGCCUUUCCAGCCUCAGUCUGAAAGAGGAACAUCUGGUGCGGCCUGAUGGGGGGAAAGAUCUGCUGUCUCCUGGAGCUCCUCUUACCAAGCAGUCUCGCUCGCCCAGUUUCAACAUGCAGAUCAUAUCGCAGGUGUAACUCGCACAUCUGCAUCAACAUCAUCUCAUCUGCUCAGUGUUUCUCUCCGUCCAUUUUUUAAAGCAGAACCCUGGUCAUUGGGGUGGGUCUGUCUCUCGUUCUCUCUCUCUUUCUCUCUCUGUUUUUCUGUGGGUUUUCCACCCAUUUUAUGCAAAUCUGAAUUGGCACAAAUGAAACAGCAGUAAAAUAUGGUUUAUUUGGGCUGAGGUAGAAACGUUGGAUAAAGCGAAGGCUGAUAAACAGAAAUCAAUAUGUCACUAUACAGAAUAUACAAAAUUAACCAUGAUGGAAAUUUUUAAGACAUUUGUAAAAUAUUUGGACGGAAACAAAACCUUCUUUCUUCUCUAUGUCUCUCCUCCUCUCUCUGUGUAUUUUCCUCAGACCAAAUUAAGCAUUCCACUUUUAACAGACCGAGGCAGCGUGAUGUUUUGGAUUUGGAUGUCCCACCUGAUCUACACUGGUCAGGUCUCAGACGCAUCUCCACUGUGUCGCCGAUAUGGAGAUGUGAUGAACAUACUGCCUCAUGAACGCUCAACAGAAACAACACAGGCUUGCUAACUCGUUUUGACAAAGAAGCAUGAUGGUUAACUUUAAACCCCAGUGUUUCAGGGGUAAAUACAGGCCAGUCCCUAUUAUUAAAGCUAUUACCUGUGUUUCCAGUUCAGCAUUGAGUGUUUUAACCACUUUUGAGGCAGUGGAGAUGGAGGUUGAGUUAAUCUGGCUCUAGCCAGUAGAGAUCAGGCAUAUUAUAUUAUUUAUUGUUAUGGGACUUCAGAGAUUAGUCUAUAUUUUUAAAAAUUAAGCAAUAAAUCUUAGGUUGUUCAUCUGACACAAAGCAAUCACUGCAGUGUCUCAGUAUGCAUUCCUGCUGAACUCCUGGGUCCUGUGCAAUUUCUAUCAAGGUCUUUUAUUAUCAUUAUUAUUAUUAUUAUUAUUAUUAUUGUAGUCAUUGAAGGUAAAACCUAAAGAUAUUUAGUUCUUUUCAUCUCUGCGUUCCGUCCCAAAGACGGCUGUAUUUAUUAUUUUAAACGUUUUCAAUCUUCAAACAAAAUCAUAUUUAGUCUUUACCAUUAUCUAUGACCUUGCCUUGAUUUUGCUUUAAAAACACAACACAAUCUAUUAAUAUAUGGUUUGACCUGUAUGGUUUGAGUUUUUUUUUUUUUUUUUUAAUCGACAUGUUUAAUCAAACGACAAUGUAUUUUGUUGACUUCUAGUCGUUUUAGAUUCGUCUGUCUCAAAUACCAGAGGCCAAGAUGUUUAAGAAUGUUGUUGGUGUGUAUCUGCUGAUGAUCUGAUCCCAAGCAGGAGAAUUGUACAAAUGUGUAGAGAAAAAGAAAACGUUGCUGAGUUGAAUGAUAUUUCUUGUGUACUCUGAGAGAGCCCUGAACCUUUCUGGACUAAUGCUGAGUGGGCGAACAUUUCUCACGAUCUUCCUCUUCAAGAGAUUUGUGAAGAAGCUUAAGCAUGAUUCUGAUGUGCUGGUGUCAAACACACAUGGUAAAGCUGUAAUAUCCUGUAUUACCCUCAGAAGUCUUGUGUGUGUCUGCGUGUGUGUGCAUAUGGGUGUGCACGUGUGUGUGUGUCUUGUAUUUGUGUCAGGCAAUCAAACAGGGAUCCUUGAUUCAUUAGUUCUACCUCGUCUUCUAUCCAUCAGCCGUUGAAACACUGGACUCUCAUACUGUCUAGCUGUGUGCUGAAAAAUCCCUGAAAAUGACUGAAGAUUUAUCCCUGAAUGUUGAGUUUCGGUUCUUCUGUCCAAAAUCAUUUCAUUCAAGGUCUGUUUUAAUACAUUCAUAUUCAUGUGAUCUCUUGAUGGUGCAUUUAACCAGAAACUCCAUCUAGUGGUUGAACCUGGUGACAUUUUGUUCUCGCAGGAUAAUCAUAAGCGUGUAGGUGUCAGUCCUUUGUGUGUUUUGGUUUUGUUGUUUGUUUGUUUUUUAACCAUUAGCUAGUCUGCAUGAACGUCAUAUUUCUGCUGUUUGAUUUUAGACCUUCAGUCACUGAGCAGAACUUCAGUUCAGUAAUAGGCGUCACUGCAGAUUUGGUUAAUGUGAAUGUUGGCUUUCAUCCAUCAUGCUGUUUAGUGUACACUGAACCACUGAGUAGACGUGUGCAUCGGAACUGGAACCCCACACAACCCAAAAAAAAAGUCACACAGUUUUUUCUGUCGUUGCUGCAGAAGGUCAGAUAUUUGGGAAAAUAGAAUCAACUAACUUCAAUAAAAAUAUAUUGCGGGCAUUUACAUUUAAAAAUAACUGCAAGGUCUGAAGAGAUUAGUCAACACUUCUGCAGGAGCAGACAGGCUUGGUCAAACUUUCUGAGGGAGAGAUGGGAUUAGUCAACAUUUCUGCAUUGGACAAAGUUUCAGCAAGAGCUGGAAGGGGAUUAUUUUGGACAUAGAUGGGGUUGAUCAAACAUUCUGCAGGAACGGGGGUUUCUGUGGGAAGAAUUAAUCAAACUUUAUUCAGGAGUGGUUGGGAUUGGGCGAACUUUCUGCAAGAGCGGGAGGGACAACUGUGGGAACAGGCAGUAUUGGACAAACUUUAUGCUGGAAUUAAUAGGAUUGGUCAGAUUUUCAGCAGGAGUGGACGGGAUUAGUCAAACUUUCUGUGGGGCUGGUGGGAUUAGUUAGACACUCUGGCAGCAGGUGGGACUAUCAAACUUAUUGCAAGAUUGGACGGGAUUGGUCAGGCUUUUCUUAUUGAGUGGUUGGGAUUGGUCAGACUUUCUGCAGGAGCAAGCGGGAUUGGUCAAACUUUCUGCGGGAACAGGGGGAUUAAUCACAUUUUCAUGUGGGAGUCGGUGGGACUAGUCAUACUUUCUGCAGGAGCGAGCAGGAUUAGUCAGACUUUCUGUGGGAGUGGGUGGGAAUUGUCAGACUUUUUUUUUGGGAGCGAGCAGGAUUAGUCAAAUUUUUUUGCAGGAGCAGGUGGGAUUGGUCAGACUUUAUGCAGAAGCAGGGAUUGGGCACAUUUUUUGGCAAGAGCAGACGGGAUUACUCAAACUUCACAGGAGAACUGGUGAAAUGGAUUAAACAUUCUGAGGAGGUGGGCAGGACUAAUCAAAGUUUCUGAUGGUACAGGUAGAAUUAGUCAGACCUUAUGCUGUAGCGGGUGGGAUUGUGGGAGCAGGUGGGAUCAGUCAAACUUUCUGAAGGAGAGGGCGGGAUUGCUCAGAAUUCCUUUGGGAGUGGGAUUUAACGACCAGCCCCUGUGCACACUUCUACCAGUGAGUCCUCAUAAUACCUCUUCAUCUCACGUCUUAUCUGAUGUGCCAACAGCCUCCUGAGAAUGACUGCUUUCACAAUCCUUGUCUUAAGUGGAAGAUUUUUUUGAUCAUUUGGUUUGAUAGCAGUCUUAGUUUUAAUAUGUAAGUUAGAGAAGGUGUAGUGUAUUUGGAUAAAUGUGUAUAACAGUGUCUUCUAAAUCUAUAAUGCCACCCAUGCUGAGAAUUUUUUUUUCUGUGAAGAUGUAGAGUGUGUGUACCUAACCAUGGUAUGUAUGUGGUGUGGAUCUACAGGUUAUUCCUGUAGGUUUGGUUUUUUUAUGUUGUGUGCGAGGAGAGCACAGCCUGUUGCAUUAGUCUGCCAUGAUCUUUAGAUUUAUGGGUUCUUAAGGUAGUGUGGUCAGUGUGUGUGUACGGCAGAGCUGCUGGACAAACAGCUGAGAUGAUUUAUUACUCUACAGCCCUGAUUUGUUUAACUCUACUUUUCCUAAAUAAGCAGUAUGGUAAAAGUGACUUGACGAAAGUGUGUUAGGAUGAGACUUGCUGUAAUGUUUUAUUAUAAACUGUCUUAACCUCCUCUCUGUGAUGUGGAGGACUGCUGGUCUGUGCAUCUGCUGUACAGUUUGUUCUAAUGCGAGUUCUUCACCUCCUUGUACUGUACAUUGUGGUGUGUUUCACUAAUAUCUCGCCCAUUUAUCCUCAUGAAGGCUUUCUUAAUGGGUUGAAUGAGGUGUACACUGAAAAAUCCAGGUCUAUAUUUGGAACACUAGAACACGAUAUGAGACCACAUUGAGAAAAAAUGUACUAAACUGUACUUAAGCUUGUCACUGGGGUGGUACUCUCAAGGGCACAUCCUUUGUAUCUAUUAUUUUAUCUUUCACUUAAAAUGAAAUGGUGAAUGUUUCUAAAUGUACCUUUAAAACUGAAGUUGUAUAAUUAGACCUUAAGGAGCACUGCUGUACCUUUUUAAAUGGUGAAAGAUAUACUGUAUAUGAAUUGUACAAAAGAUGUAUCCUUGAUGGUUCUACAGUUGGUACAGUGUAGUACUUUUUUCUGACAGUGUAGACAGCAGCUAUCAGUUUCAAUUACAGAUUAUUUUGUCUUUUAUGUCAACAGUUAAAGGAACGGUUUAGCCAAAAAUGAAAUGUACACUUUUCGCCUUUACCCCAGAUGUAUUUGAUCAGCCAGGGCAUGUUUGGAGUUUGAAGUUUGCACGUACUCAACUUAAAAGACAUUGGGGAAGUGAUGGCUCAAUGCUCAAGGCCUGGGCUACUGAACAGAAGGUUGUGAGUUCAAAUCCCAGCACCGACAAGCUCCCACAGUUGGGUCCUUUAGCAAGACUUUUAACCAUUAAAUGCUCAGAUGGAUCCUGUCUCAAUUGUAAGUUGGCUAAUGAGCAAAUUUCUGGCUCAGUAAUAACGUUUGUACAUAAACAUCUUCACAGAGAAAAUAUCCAAAUGAAACUGCUUUAUUUUGAAAAUCUCGUAUAACCUACAAUUCUGCCUCCUACCUGAGUCUGAUGCUCAGACUGAUGUCAAACUGAGGUGAAACAAGAUAUUCUGGCUUCAAUUUGGCCAUUUUUAAUUCAAUUUAAUCAUAGUCUAUGAUAAUUUAUGCUUUUUUUUGCACAACGCUAUCUUCAGACACCAAAUUUUUUGGCUCAGUAACUACAAUGGUGGUAAUUGGGACAUUGUGUCAGUUUUCAUUUUUGGUGAAGUAUCUUGUUGGUUAUAGCGUGGAUGUGUACUAUCAAUGUCCCUUCUCUUGUUCUCACUCAGACCAAACCGCUAACAGAGAGAUGUGUGUUUAAUCUGCCCUCUUUGUCUCUUGGUGAGUGGCUUGCAUGUAGUGAGUGUAGGCCUUCUUUUCAUACGAUGCACUUUAUCCAGACUUUGGUGUUGUCGGUGACUGACAAUAGAUAUAUUUGUGUGUGUGUGUGCGUGUGUGCGUGUGGAUAUGUUUAUGAGAAAAUGUGUGCAUGUGAAACAGAACAGAAGUGAAUGCCAACUCCUACUACAGUCUACUCAGCUACUAUUACAGUGGAACGUACACCGUUCCUCGCAAUCCAAAUAUUCUGUACAGGAACAGAUCUCCGUUUGGUGUUCUUCAGGUGUUCUUCCUACUUCUCUACACCUAACAGUUGGUCGUUUCCACUGUUUUUAUUUCAAACGGAUUCUAUGCAAUUUGAGGGGUUUUUUUGUUUGUUUGUUUUUUCCAAAUCUCUGGGUAGCUGGUAGGUUUUAGCUGGAAUGCGUGUGCGAGUUCCUCCUCAGGUGCUUCAGUGAGGAACUGCAUCAGAGUUGCUGCUGUUUUAAGCGAAUGAUGUCCUGGUUUAAGAUCAGGUAUAGGGUAAGAGGUAGUGUGUGUGUGUGUGCGUGUGUGUGUGCGUGUGCAUAAAAAAAAAAAUCACUGAAUAAAAGUUACUAAGUCAGUUGGACCUUGUUGAGCUUGCAGGUUUCUUCAGUGUAAGCCAUGCACAUGAUCUUGAGGAGCCCUGAAACAGAGGCAUGGUGUAGGUUUGUCUUAUGGAAUGAGUGGUUACGCUGUACAGAAGGAUUUCAACCGAAAGAUGUAAAGCAGAGCUGUAUCAAAGCAAUUUCCGAAGUGAAAUAUUGUACCAUUGAUGUAAAUGGAAAGAUUAUUUUAAAUCCUUGUAAAUAAAACUGUACAAAAAGAGUGAAAGUGAGAAGAUGUUAAUAUCAGUCUAUGAUGCAGGAAAAUAUGGAUCUGUAUAUUGGUGAAUAAAUCUUGUGCUGUAACAGA
Messenger RNA from Pangasianodon hypophthalmus (striped catfish), 8257 nucleotides. RefSeq names its product hyccin 2. NCBI's taxonomy places the organism in Eukaryota, Metazoa, Chordata, Actinopteri, Siluriformes, Pangasiidae. The record is from RefSeq and is a predicted model, not a curated record. Gene Ontology annotation, cellular component: plasma membrane. Gene Ontology annotation, biological process: phosphatidylinositol phosphate biosynthetic process; protein localization to plasma membrane. Bases 614 to 2269 code for a protein of 551 amino acids. The transcript has 13 exons.